GGGAGGGAGAUUGAAGAACGGUAAAUCGGAAACAUGAAGACGACGAAGGGAGGCAAAGUGAUGAACCCUACUGAUGCUUAUCGCAAGCAGAUUCGCAAGAGAGAAAUUAAGCGUAACAAGAAAGAGAGGCAAAAGGUUAGAGAGGUUGGAAUUUUGAAGAAGGAUCCUGAACAAAUCAAGGAACAGAUCAGGAAACUUGAUAUGUCAAAGGCGGAAGGUGCUUUGGACAAAGCAAGAAAACAUAAAAAGAGACAGCUUGAAGAUACUCUAAAAAUGGUGGUGAAGAAGAGAAAGGAAUAUGAUGAGAAAAAGAAGGAGCAAGGAGAGGCCACAACCUCUGUUAUGUUCAGUCAUCUACCGCCUCAACGAAGAUUAACUGGCGAAGAGGACUUAAAACCAGAGGACUCUGUGUAUUAUCACCCUACUUUGAACCCAACUGGUGCCCCACCCCCGGGAAAGCCACCAAUGUAUAAUUCAUCGAUAGGACUAAGUAUCUCCUCAGAUGGUGCUUCAUCUAGUGGUGCUGCAUUGUCUUCUAUUACCGAGUCAGAAGAUUCCGCCUUAGUUACUCCUCCUCCACUUCCUCCUCUACCGGAUGGGAAUAAUACUUUAUCUGGUUCUUUGCCACUUCCACCUCCACCUCCUUUGCCACCAACUACAGGCCUUACUUUGCCACAUUCACCAUUUCCACCACCACCUCCGGGGCCACCACCAAAAGAGCAGGAUUUGGUUCGUCCUCCUCUUCCUCCACCUCCUCCACUUCCUCAAUCUUCCCAACCACCUCCUCCUGGUCUAAGUGGAAGUGAAGGCGAUGGCAGAUUCCCGGAAUCAUCAGAUUUCACCUUUGACAAUCGCAAGAACGCUAAUAUAACUUCCGUCCCUCCUCUCCCACCACCCGGCCUUCCCUCAAGGCCUCCAAGCAACGAAUCUGAGAGUGGUCCAGUAGAAUCUAACGGGAGUAGUUUUCAAAACGCUAACCUCUCUAAGAUGGUGCAACCACCACCACCACCACCUUUACAUCAGCAGCAUCAAUCAACAUUUGCAGGAGCUGCUGCUCCACUGUCUAAUUUUCAACCUGAUGUUCAUCCGCCUCUAGGAAUGUUGCGUUUUCCACCUCCACCGCCUCCACUCGAUAUGCAUCCUCCUCAUCCAGGAAUGUUCGGUGGUCAUCUGAUCCCGAGACCACCGUAUGGCCCACCGCCUGGACCGCCUCCUAUGAUGAGACCGCCACUUCCACCAGGACCACCACCGUCUAGUUUUCAAGACGGUCAAGCAAUGAUCAGACCAUAUGUACCAAAUAAACCAUCUUUUGUAAAAUCCGCUGCUCCUACUGUUGUCAGGAGACCACUCGCUCAACACACACCUGAGCUUACAUCCAUGGUCCCUGCGUCGGUUCGAGUCAAAAGAGAAUCAGCAACUGUGACCAAACCAAAGCCAAAGACUUCGAUAGCCACAAGCUUGAGUUUUACACCAAGGGCUAUGGCUUCUGCUGCACCGGUGAAGGUAGAGUCAGCCAAGACAUCUGCAGCUUCAAAGCCGCAGAGCAUUGAUGAUUCGUACACAGCUUUCUUAGAGGACAUGAAAGCUCUUGGAGCACUUGAUGGAUAAACUUUAGACUUAUAGUAUUCAAACAAAGUUUAUUUUGGUGUUCUUGGAUCAGUUCUUUGAGAAGUAAAGAUUGUUUUUUGAA
This is a messenger RNA of Arabidopsis arenosa, 1690 nucleotides long. Lineage: Eukaryota; Viridiplantae; Streptophyta; Magnoliopsida; Brassicales; Brassicaceae. The record is from the annotation of a GenBank genome assembly.